AUGGCAACUUACUACUGGAAAAACCUGGUUGCAAACCCCGCCGUCCGCCAUCUGUUAAGUGAAUCGCUUGAAAUACGCCGGAAGUCCGCUAAGCUGUCCUUGACGAUGCGAAACUAAGGCCUAAAUUGAACUGCAAUCUUUUUAUUAUCUAUGGCAAUAGCCUAGAGGCAUAAUGUCCUUAGUAAUUCUGAA
Messenger RNA from Puccinia graminis f. sp. tritici CRL 75-36-700-3, 192 nucleotides. RefSeq lists its product as uncharacterized. The record is from RefSeq and is a predicted model, not a curated record. The coding region runs from base 1 to 117 and encodes 38 amino acids. Lineage: Eukaryota; Fungi; Basidiomycota; Pucciniomycetes; Pucciniales; Pucciniaceae. The transcript has 5 exons.